CUUCCCCUCCCAGCGCGCCCGCGCGCCCCGCGGCCCUCGGCGAGCAGCUCGGCUCCCCCCAGCGCUCCCCGGGCCCAAAGAUAUGGCAAUGGUAGUUAGCAGCUGGCGAGAUCCGCAGGACGACGUGGGGGGCAACCCCGGCGGCCCCAACCCCGCAGCGCAGGCAGCCCGCGGCGGCGGCGGCGGCGAGCAGCAGCAAGCGGGCUCCGGUGCGCCGCACACGCCGCAGACCCCGGGCCAGCCCGGAGCGCCCGCCACCCCCGGCACGGCGGGGGACAAGGGCCAGGGCCCGCCCGGUUCGGGCCAGAGCCAGCAGCACAUCGAGUGCGUGGUGUGCGGGGACAAGUCGAGCGGCAAGCACUACGGCCAAUUCACCUGCGAGGGCUGCAAAAGUUUCUUCAAGAGGAGCGUCCGCAGGAACUUAACUUACACAUGCCGUGCCAACAGGAACUGUCCCAUCGACCAGCACCAUCGCAACCAGUGCCAAUACUGCCGCCUCAAGAAGUGCCUCAAAGUGGGCAUGAGGCGGGAAGCGGUUCAGCGAGGAAGAAUGCCUCCAACCCAGCCCAAUCCAGGCCAGUACGCACUCACAAACGGGGACCCCCUCAAUGGCCACUGCUACCUGUCCGGCUACAUCUCGCUGCUGCUGCGCGCAGAGCCCUACCCCACGUCUCGUUAUGGCAGCCAGUGCAUGCAGCCCAACAACAUCAUGGGCAUCGAGAACAUCUGCGAGCUGGCCGCGCGCCUCCUCUUCAGCGCCGUCGAGUGGGCCCGCAACAUCCCCUUCUUCCCGGAUCUGCAGAUCACCGACCAGGUGUCUCUGUUACGCCUCACCUGGAGCGAGCUGUUCGUGCUCAACGCGGCCCAGUGCUCCAUGCCCCUGCACGUGGCGCCGCUGCUGGCCGCUGCGGGCCUCCACGCUUCGCCCAUGUCCGCGGACCGCGUCGUGGCCUUCAUGGACCACAUCCGCAUCUUUCAGGAACAGGUGGAGAAGCUCAAGGCGCUGCACGUCGACUCUGCCGAGUACAGCUGCCUCAAAGCCAUCGUGCUGUUCACGUCAGAUGCCUGUGGCCUGUCGGAUGCUGCCCACAUCGAAAGCCUGCAGGAAAAAUCGCAGUGUGCACUGGAGGAAUAUGUGAGGAGCCAAUACCCCAACCAGCCCAGCCGCUUUGGCAAGCUGCUGCUGCGAUUACCCUCUCUUCGCACAGUGUCCUCCUCGGUCAUCGAGCAGCUCUUCUUCGUCCGUUUGGUAGGUAAAACCCCCAUCGAAACUCUCAUCCGAGAUAUGCUGCUGUCGGGGAGCAGUUUCAACUGGCCUUACAUGUCCAUCCAAUGCUCCUAGACCUGGGGGGUUUCCACCCGCCCCUGUACCCCAACCCCUAGAGACUAAGAGGACUCACCAAGACCAAGGACUCAAAAGCCUUGGGGAUGUGGUAUGAUGGACCAGGCAGGCCAGGCAGAGGGGAGGAGGGCUGGGGACAAGAGCAGCCUACGCUGCAGGAAUGCAGUCUGAGCUGAGAACUAGGAGGGAAAAAAGACUUAUUUAGGGUCUGAUGUAUAAUGUAAGUACAUUGGAGAGGAAAGAAAAGCACCUCGUGUCUGGUGAAAAAAUGAAAACAAAUUUUUCGAAGAGAGGACCAUGAGAAAUUUAAUAAAAUAGAAGGACUCUAAUGGACCUUCCAGGAUUUAUUGUGGAUGGAUGUGGAUAUAUUCUGUACAGAAAACAACUCAUAUGGAAGUGGACUGAAUCCUAUGUAGAAACACACACACUGAACAUUGUUAUUCAUUUUGUAAAAUACUAGUCUUUAUUUUCAUUUUUUUGUAAAAUUUAAACAUCGUAUGCGCAUAAAGAAAAAGGAACAAGAUUAGGGGAAAUAACAUUUUCCCAAUAAUUAUAAAAAUGUCCUGUGUCUAUCUAUCUCUAUCUGUUUUGUAUUUUUUCUGGUUCCAAACCAGAUUUCCUGUGAUUCUAUACUAAUAAUUUUUGAUAUAACCCUUUGCUUCUUAUAAUGAGUGCGAUAUAUGUUGUCAAGGCUGUUCUUCAAGAAUUAAAAUUGAAGUGAAAAUUUAAACAAAAAUAAAAGAAUUUAGCAAAA
Messenger RNA from Peromyscus leucopus (white-footed mouse), 2096 nucleotides. It is a transcript of the gene Nr2f1, whose product is annotated as nuclear receptor subfamily 2 group F member 1. The record is from RefSeq and is a predicted model, not a curated record. Gene Ontology annotation, biological process: anatomical structure development; positive regulation of transcription by RNA polymerase II; negative regulation of transcription by RNA polymerase II. Gene Ontology annotation, molecular function: RNA polymerase II cis-regulatory region sequence-specific DNA binding; zinc ion binding; nuclear receptor activity. NCBI's taxonomy places the organism in Eukaryota, Metazoa, Chordata, Mammalia, Rodentia, Cricetidae.